Molecule: messenger RNA, 4912 nt
Organism: Solea senegalensis (Senegalese sole)
Lineage: Eukaryota; Metazoa; Chordata; Actinopteri; Pleuronectiformes; Soleidae
Gene: arfgap1
Product: ADP-ribosylation factor GTPase activating protein 1
Exons: 14
Coding region: 210-1487 (425 amino acids)
Biological process (GO): regulation of ARF protein signal transduction; regulation of endocytosis
Cellular component (GO): Golgi membrane
Molecular function (GO): GTPase activator activity
Source: RefSeq, a predicted model, not a curated record
UCUCCCAUAGUGCUCUGCACUGCCAACGUAGGCAAACAGGAAGAUGGCUACCGGCUUUUAACAUUAACUCUCCGCUUUAAAUUACAGCUCUGUGGUAAUAAAACAUUUCCUGUGCCUCCGCAGUAGACGACAACAUCACCCGUAGAGAUCUUCAACGGAGCCACAGACUCUAAACACAGCGUCUUCUUGUCCAUACAGUGUCCGUCAAAAUGGCAAGUCCAAGGACCAGAAGAGUUCUGAAGGAAGUGAGAACCCAGGAUGAGAAUAAUUUGUGUUUCGAAUGUGGGGCUUUUAACCCUCAGUGGGUUAGUGUGACCUAUGGAAUCUGGAUUUGUCUUGAGUGCUCUGGUAAACACAGAGGCCUGGGGGUACAUCUCAGUUUUGUGCGCUCUGUCACCAUGGACAAGUGGAAAGAUGUAGAGCUCGAGAAGAUGAAAGCAGGCGGAAAUGGAAAAUUCCGUCUGUUUCUUGAAAUUCAAGAUGAUUACGAUCCCAACUGGACUUUGCAGGAGAAAUACAACAGCAGAGCAGCUGCACUCUAUAGGGACAAGGUUGCAACCAUAGCUGAGGGAAAGGAGUGGUCCAUUGAGACAUCACCUGCGAGAAACUGGACGUCCCCUCAGCCCAAGGCAAGCCUUUCAUCCUCCCAUCGCUCGGCAGGAUCUGGACAAACCGCGGCAAAAUCUAACGAUGCAGCUUUUGAAGACUGGUUGAGCGAUGACGUGAACUCUUAUCAGAGUGGAGGAGGUUACAAUGGCAAUCAAGAGAAUCGUUAUGUUGGCUUUGGCAACACUGUGACCCCGGAGAAGAAAGAGGAGGACUUCCUGAACAACGCCAUGUCUUCUAUUUAUUCGGGUUGGAGCAGUUUCACUGUUGGAGCUAGCAAGUUUGCUUCUAUUGCUAAAGAUAAUACAACUAAACUGGCUAACACAGCAACUUUAAAGUUAAGGGGCUAUAAAGCGCCCCCAGAACCGGCCACAGAGUUAGGACAGACCUUAAAUGAGAAUGUUAUCAAACCCACCCAAGAGAAGGUGAAAGAUGGCAAAUUGCUAGAUGAAAUGACAGUCAGCAUCACUGGGCUGGCAAACAAGAUUCAGGGAGCUGGUGCAAAACUGACCAACAUCAUAUCUGGAAAACCAGAUGAUGGGUCUGCUGGAGAAAGCUAUCAAAACAUGGAUGCCACUGAGGGCUAUCAGGGCAGUUCUAGCCAGCCUGUCGCAAAGGACUUCUGGGAAACCUUUGGCAGCAAUAGCUCCUUAAAGGCCAAGAAAUCUCCAAGCAGUGACAGCUGGACCAACGUAGAUAAUUCUGCAAAGAAGAGCUCUGACAGUUGGGACAAUUGGGGCUCCGAAGCAGCGUCCAACAACAAACACAGCACAGAGGAGAGCUGGGAGGCCUGGGACAACAACUGGGAGAAUGCAGAUGGUAAGACAAAGAAGAGUCCCACGAAGCCUGCUGAGGAAACCUGGGAUAAAGGAGACUGGUAGUGACCUCACAACCAUACCUCAUAUUUCUCCCCCUUUUUCUCUCCCUCUCUCUUUCUCUGUUCAUCUCACUGGCACUUUCAGGGAAAGAGCAAGCAAUUGCUUACUUCCUAUCAGUCCAUUCAAAUAUAUAUUUAUUUUUAAUCCCAGGAAACAAAGAAAGAAGACAAGGGUUAGUUGAGCUCAUUAUUGAUUAUUGAAUAAAAUACGGUAUUGACUUGCAGUCAUGUAUAUUAAUGUAAAUUGCUAUCAUCGCAGUGGACUAUGCUGAAUUAUUGUAGAUAUGGUCAUAAUUUGACUGCCUGAACUCUUCAAAUAUAAUGGUCUUGAUGGUGAACAAGAUAAUGUUUAUAUCAUAUCAUGGGAUUGAUGAUACCGGUUUUCAGUCAACCACGUGAAAGUGAUGCAUGAAAUUGAAAAUGGAACAUUGAGAAUACGGAUCCUUGUAAAUACAGAAUUACUGACUAAUCACAUUUAUUUGUGUGUUCAGACUGACUUAAUCUGCCCCUCUAACUUUUACACAUUUUAUACACAUUAUUUUUUAUCAUGUUCCCAAGACCAUUAGAAAUCUACCACAGUGAGUUAAGUUACUGCUUUCAGGUCGAUGGGCAGUUCAUGUUGGUUUCACGCAACAACCUGAAUUCAAACUUUUAUCAAAAUUGAUUUAUUUAAUAUCAGACAGAUGAAAGUAAAUGUUUACUGGUUAAUGCAAAUUAGUGAUUUUACUUUCACUUUUCCCCCAUCGUCACUGUCUAUUGUUAAAUGCUCAAGACUCCAAUACAUUGAUUACAGUGGUAUUCAUUGACUGAUGGAGUUUUUUUUUUCUACCAUCUCUUCCCCAAUAUUAUGCUUUGUAUUUUUUUCGUUGUGUUUCUUCAUCGGAUCUUAGAGUCAGUUAAACUCCCAGUCAGGACAAGCAGUGUUCACUUGUUGUAAACCAGGCUUAAACCAGGCUCAUGAUAACAAACCGUUCACCUCAUGCAGAUCCAGGAAAUAAUGGCUCAUGUGAUGAAACAAAACUUGAUCUUCACUUGUUUCAUUGAUAAUUUACAUAACAAGUUUUAUCUUGAAAAUGCAAACAUUUGGUUUAUUUGGUACUUAAACCAUCACUUAUUUCAGGCUUAUUGUGUAUGCUGUAUGAAUUAUAGGGUGAUCAUGAUGAAAGACAGUAGACGGCAGCUUGUUAUCUGCAGAGUUCUGUGACUGACACAUUUCUGUCAAGUGUCAUCGCACCUUGAGCGGUAAGUCAUGGCUGUAAUAAUUUGCUAUGAAUGAAUUAAUAAUCAACCUGGUGUAGCCUCGGUCAGAUUAAACUGCAACUGCUUCACACUGUUAACGCUAAAAUUCAACUCAAUUCUCCCGCCUUCCUAAAAUUGAAAUUGGAUGUCAGUGUUUUAGAAUGAGACACAUUUUUGUCCCCUUUCUGGCCUUAGACAUUUCUUUUUUCUAUUGUAAUUCAUGGAACGUCUGCUGUCUGUUUAUCACACAAUCGUCCAGUGGUUUGCUUACCAGGUUUUUUAAAACUGGUCCCUGAGUGGAAAAAUCUCAGAACACUGCCCUUGUAUUUUCAUGUCAGCAACAAAUGCGCUACUUUGAGAAAAGUCACUAAUUUGGCACUGUUGUUUGGGGUGCGAGCACUCACACAGUAGUGCGAGGACUUAUUGGAGUUCCUGGAGCACCCUUACUAAGUGCACCAGUGUGUAUUUGUAUGAGAAAUGCGAGAGACAUCGGUAGCAAUAUGAGAGAUGUAUCGCUAAAUGAGCCGCUUCUGCCCAGCCCAGUUACUGCAGCAACCACCGUGCCGACCGUGACAUUAUUUGGAUUAAGAAUGCAAGACAAUGGGACAACGAGCCUUGCGCUGAUAGGACAGGAGAGUAUUAUAAGCAAGGUCGGUCUAAAAUAGAUGAUGGCAAAAUUUUAAUGCAGUAGCUGGUGUUGAAUAUGUUGAUUUUAUCACAUGUAUAAUUUCAAUAUUUUACACUGAAAUGUGACGAUUUGCACCUUGAAAUACAAAUAACAUUAAUAGAUACCUAUAUAAACAAAUGUUUUUUGUAAGUAAAGCAACCUCAUACUAAAUACCGGUUAGAUUCAACUGUGGCAAAUUCAACAGCAUUUCUAAAGGCUUUGAUCUGCGUUUGUGUGUUUGAGACCAAACCUCCUGACAAAUAUCAAAACCUGUCAACAGGCUUAGUUUGCAUCAAUUAUUUGGUGCUUGGCUUGUGCUCUCAUUGGCCAGCAGUCACUCAUCAGCUGCUCACAGAACAGUGUGCCACUGGGAUUACAGCUGCUCGAUUGUUGUGUGUCAUUUUGGCAUGAUCACAUUUUUAAGUGUAACUAUCAGAGACUAGCGAAGGAUCACUCCUGAAAACUGUACUUCAUGUCCAUUCCUACCUCAAAGAAGUCUUUAGUUUACUGAUGUGAGUACCCAGUAGUAAACACAUUUUUCUUCUUCACCUUUCAGUAUGGAUUUGAUGUGGACCUUACAAUAGCAGACUUGAUUUGCUGUGACCUAUUUUGUCUUUGUUGAAAAAGUGAAAAUGCAAAUUAUGUAAAACAAACAAACAAAAGAAACUGCUCCCUCCUGGCUCAUUUUUGUCGCUUAACCUCUGCUGUCAUGUAUGGUCAUGUGUGAAAUGCCUUAAAAAGCUGUGUUUGCUUUUUGUUCAUAUUGAUGUCACUUUGCUUGUGUGUCUGAUACAGUGAGGUGUACAUAUCUGUAAAUCACCAUCUAUGAAAUUAUAUGCCCUUACCCUCAACUUAACCUUUUAUUACUGGAGCAUUAUUUUGUAUUAUUCUUUUUAUUUUAUGACGGUAUGACAGAAAGCAAAUUCACCAGAAACGUAUAGACUAUGUUGUGAUAACCCAUGGUUUAAAGAGAGUAAAUAAUCUCCUGUCUGAAAUGUGUAAAGAUCAUAUUUCUAAAAAAAUAGUUUUACUUUUGGUGAAUGUCCUUCUGGGGUUACUGCUACACUAAAUGCAGAAUGUGUUAUUGAAUGAAAUGCAUCUACUAGGCCUUGUCGUAAGUUAAUGGUUUAAAAAAGGAACUUUUAAACUGUUCUGCCGCAUAGCCUGAAUCCAAUUGUAAAUGUAAUUUUCCAGAUCGACAGUUUAGCUCCAUGUCUGUGCCUGUCAAACAUUUGAAAUGGGGUAUGUCCAUGCGUGUUGAUCCAACUUAACUGUCAUGUCAGAAAUUAUAUUUUUAAUGUCGUGCAUGAACUGUAACAUGGAACUAAAUGCGUUGAGCUGGGUUUUGAUUUCCAAAAGUUGUUUGCUCAGUGAGUUAAAGUGCAGUUGUCUGCUUGCCCUCUCAAGUUUUUCACCAGCAGCAACCCCUCGAGGUGAGCCAGUGUUACAUACUCAGUCGAGGCUGUGGAUAUUUUCCUGUACACAUGGUUUCUGUGUUAAAUAAAAAUGUGUUGUGCUGUAAA